Molecule: messenger RNA, 2741 nt
Organism: Leptopilina boulardi
Lineage: Eukaryota; Metazoa; Arthropoda; Insecta; Hymenoptera; Figitidae
Gene: Inx3
Product: innexin inx3
Exons: 5
Coding region: 205-1392 (395 amino acids)
Biological process (GO): phototransduction
Cellular component (GO): gap junction; plasma membrane
Molecular function (GO): gap junction channel activity
Source: RefSeq, a predicted model, not a curated record
CCCUUGGCUAUGUCAGUCGCAGUCCGGGCCCCGUUGGCGCGAUACGCGCCUCAUAAAACGAAUUCAGCUGCCUUUGAAAAAUCAGUGACUACAACAGCUUAACGGAAAUUAGUGCGAGAAAUUUUUCUUUUUCGCCACUGUAGCCAACAGUGUGCGGUGAAAAUUUAAUUUAAAAAAAAAAAAGGAAAAAGAAAAUAAGAAAAAAUGGCAGUUUUUGGAAUGGUGUCAGCUGUUGCUGGCUUCGUCAAAGUACGAUACUUAGUAGACAAAGCAGUAAUUGACAAUAUGAUAUUUAGAUUUCAUUACCGAGUUACUUCGGCGAUAUUUUUCACAUGUUGCAUCAUUGUCACUGCCAAUAAUUUAAUAGGCGAUCCUAUAAAUUGUAUCACCGAAGGAUCUAUACCAACUCAUGUAAUAAAUACAUUUUGCUGGAUUACGCACACAUUUAGUAUGCCACAAAAUUUGAAUAAACCAAUAGAUGAAGUAGGACAUCCUGGAUUAGGAAAUGAUGAUGGACCAAGACGUUAUCACUCUUAUUAUCAAUGGGUUCCAUUUAUGUUAUUUUUCCAAGGUGUUCUCUUCUAUGUUCCACAUUGGAUGUGGAAACAAUGGGAAGAGGGUAAAGUAAGAAUGAUUUCCGAUGGAAUGAGAGGUAGCAUGAUUGACACUAAAGAAGAACGUCAAGCAAGAUCACAACGUCUCGUUCAAUAUGUCAUUGACACAUUACAUUUACACAAUAGCUAUGCGGCUGGAUAUUUUUUCUGCGAGGUUCUAAAUUUCCUCAAUGUCAUCUGCAACAUGUUCGUGAUGGACAGUUUUCUUGGCAAUUCGUUUUUCACAUAUGGAACUGAAGUCUGGGACUUUAGUAAUAUGAAUCAGGAGAGUCGUCACGAUCCAAUGAUCGAAAUAUUCCCACGAGUUGCCAAGUGUACAUUCCACAAAUUUGGAGCAUCAGGAACAUUGCAAAAAAUUGAUACUUUAUGUAUUUUGGCAUUGAAUAUUCUCAAUGAAAAGAUUUACAUUUUCCUGUGGUUCUGGCUUAUUAUUUUAGCUGUUCUAUCAGGCUUUGCUCUUGUUUACAGUACAUCAAUCAUUCUUAUGCCAAGUACUCGAGGAUUUAUUCUCAAGAGGCGAUUUAAAUUUCACACAUCAUCUGGUGUUAAAUCCCUCGUGCGAAAAACUCAGGUGGGAGAUUUUUUGCUUUUGCAUCUCCUAGGUCAAAAUAUGAACAUGAUGAUGUUCAAUGAAGUAUUGGAUGAGUUGUGCAAUAAUUUGCAUAUGGGAUCAAGUAGUGGUGCAUCGCCAACUUCAGUGCCAUCAGCGCCAAGUACUCUAGAGAUGAAUCCAAUUUAUCCAGAAAUCGAGAAAUACGCAAAGGAUACCGAGAUCUAAUUUUUUUUCCCCCUCAUCUUUGUGAUACUACAGAAGCUGCCUCGUGAUUGUCGUGAGGUCAAAUGGAAAGUUUCCCGCCUGAUUAAAAUACGAACGGAAAGCUAGUCCUUCGCCUGAUUUCAAUAAUAUGGAAAUGAAUUGAUUUGCCAGUCAAACGAAUGAAAAGGAAACAAAAAACUAAUGAGAUUACGAUUAUGAGAAAAGCAAUCAAAUGUAAAUAAAUUGAAUCACCCAAAUAAUCAGGAUUACAAGGAUUUCUUUAAAGAAAAAAAAAAUAAAAGCAUCAAACACAUGAUUUUCUAUAAAUGAAAAAAUAGAUACUGGUCCAUUUGUAGAAAUCAUUGAAACUGGUGUAUUGUUUUUUUUUUUUUUUUUUUUUUCGUAAUAACGCUCAGCAAUAUAAUAACAAAGAAGCCAAUGGAGGUUUAAGUUAGAAAAAUUUCGAUGGAUUCGGCUACAUUUAAAAAUGCGUACAAAGUAGCAAUUUAGAUGAAUGUCGGCUCGCUUUGGAGCAAUGGGCUGUGACUUGAUAAUUGUGUAUGCAACGAGAAAUCCAAUUUUCUUUUUUCUAGGCUUCAUUUAAAUCAACAACAAGAAAAAACGAAAACCUAGACAAUAAAUCUUCGACAAUUAUUUACCUCACAGAAUAUAAUAUACCUUCUAUCGCUCGCGUGACAAUAUUAGACAAUUUCGAAUCUUGCUAUUAAUUAUUAACUCUGGAAAAUAUUUAAACUGCAAAUUUAAUUAAAUUUGCAAAUUUUGGAUAUUUAAUUAUUUUUUUUUUUUUUGUUACCAGCGCCCUGGUGAAAAGAGACAAAAGGAAUAUUUUUUUUAAACUAUAAAUUUAGUUUUAGCCUGAAUGGAUUACGAACUAUAACAUUUGUUUAUAUGAUCUAUUUCUCAUAGUUUAAAGAUAUUUAGUUUCAAUUGCCGAAUAGCUUGUGUUUAGUCAUUGAAAGAAAAAAAAAUGACACAAUAAUGCAACGAUCUUUCUUUUGUAGUUGAUAGUUCUCUUUUUUUUUUUAAAUAAACGAUCCCGUCCGCAGUGAUAUGUUAAGUUAGUCUUUCGAGAAAGAGAACGACACGGAUCAAAUUAAGAAAAUAAUAAUUUUUAUGAUGUGCCUUUUAUAAAAAAAAAUAUAUAUAAAUAUAUAUAUAUAAAAUAAGUUUUUAGUUAAAUAAGUUUAGAAAUGAAAAUAUAUACUCGCUUGUAAUUAUUUUAAAGCGAGAAGAAAUAUAUUCUUGCUUGUAUAAUUAUUUUAUGUCAAGUGAGAAGACUGCCAUUUUGUGCAACGUCAUAAAUAAUUGUGAACGUAGAUCAAAAAAUAAAAAAAAAACUUUCUUGUAAA